GAAAACAAGAAAAGCGAAGCAAACUCACACACUUGAUAAAUGCGCCAACAAUCCCCAUUCCCAAUCUCAGAGCUAUGGCUACCUCAUUCUUCCUUCAAUUAUCCGAACCGCUCAUGAUUUGCUUUACAUUUUCAAUUCUAAUCAGCGGCGUUUUCGUCUGAUCAUAAGAUUUGAAUUUAAUUUGAGAAUUGAGUUUGACUGGAGAGAGGGAGAGGGAAAUGGCUAACAAGGCAUCAGCCUGUGCUGAGAGGGCAACUAGUGACAUGCUGAUUGGGCCAGACUGGGCAAUUAACAUAGAGUUGUGUGAUAUCAUUAAUAUGGACCCUAGGCAAGCAAAGGAUGCAAUAAAGAUACUUAAGAAGCGAUUGAGCAGUAAAAAUCCGAAAAUACAACUUCUGGCUCUUUUUGCUCUGGAAACCCUUAGUAAAAAUUGUGGUGACAGUGUGUUUCAGAUCAUUGAGCGGGAUAUCUUACAUGACAUGGUUAAAAUAGUGAAGAAGAAGCCGGACUUAAGUGUGAGGGAAAAGAUAUUGACUUUGAUUGAUACAUGGCAAGAAGCUUUUGGUGGACCAAAUGGAAGGUAUCCCCAAUACCAUGCAACAUAUAAUGAAUUAAAGUCUGCUGGUGUUGAAUUUCCCCCACGAGAAGAAAAUAGUGUUCCUUUCUUCACGCCUCCCCAAAGCCAGUCAGGUUCUCAUAUUGCUGCUGCAGAAUAUGACGCUGCUGCUAUUCAGGCUUCUAUUCAGUCUGAUGCAUCUGGCCUUAGUUUGCCAGAGAUUCAGAAUGCUCAAGGACUAGCAGAUGUAUUGAGUGAAAUGCUUAGUGCCUUGGAUCCUAAAAGUCCUGAGGUUGUCAAGCAGGAGGUGAUUGUUGACCUUGUUGACCAAUGUCGUUCUUACCAAAAGCUUGUCAUGCUUCUUGUGAAUGAGACUAUGGAUGAGCAACUUUUAUGUCAGGGGUUGGCAUUGAAUGACAGUCUUCAGCGAGUGCUUAGUCAACAUGACAAUAUUGUAAAAGCAACUCCUGUUACAGUCACAAGAGGAGUAGAAACACCAGUUCUGCCACCUGUAAAUGUAAAGAAUGAAGAGGAAGAAGAGUCAGACGAUGAUUUUGCCCAACUAGCCCAUAGGUCAUCACGUGGUAUCAAUGCACAGAGACAGAAACAAGUCAAUAACAAUGUACAACCAGUGAGAGUAAACCCAAUUCUUCCCCCACCACCGCCACCAAAGCAGCCAGUGUACUCUAAUACUGGUAUGAUUGAUUUUCUCAGUGGGGAUGUGUACAAAAUAGAAGGAUCCCAUGAACUUUCUGAACCAACUUCACAUGUCGAGCCCCUUCAUUCUAGUUCCAAUAAUCCUGCCUCAGCCACUAGAACACUGUCUUCCUCUCCGCCUUCCUCUCCGCCUUGUUCCUCAAGUACCUCAUCACCAGUUUUAAGCAAGCAGCCCGUGUUUGAUGAAGUAUCUGUCAUCAAUAAAUCCUUGGAAAUCCUUACACCAACUCCUCGGGAAACACAAUCUUCUGGCUCCAUUCCACAACCCCCUUCAAUGUUUUAUCCGAGACAACAGUUUUCUGAGCAACAAGGUGUGUCUCCUUUGAGUUUUGGUUCCAGUUCCUCAAAUGACAACUUGUUGGAACAAACCCAGAAUCUAUCUAUGUAUUCGUCUACUCCAACCAAACAAGAGAAGCCAGAAGGUGUCCUUUUUAAAGAUCUACUGGACUUUGCAAAAUCCAAAACCUCUUCUAAACCCAGUAGUAGGCCAUUUUGAGAGUUUUUGUUUGUAUUUGCAUUGGUUCAACUUAUGAAUGCUACGAAUCAGGUUUUGCUUCUGAUCACUCUAAUGACCCAUUUUAGCGGUCUUCAGUUAUUUGGGUAUGAUUUUCCCAUUCAUGUAGCCUCUGUAAUCAGUUCAUUGUUAGCAUAUAUUCUUGAAUACUGCUCAUAUUGAUUGUUAGCUCAUGUUUUCAA
Messenger RNA from Vigna umbellata (rice bean), 1969 nucleotides. RefSeq names its product TOM1-like protein 3. Gene Ontology annotation, biological process: protein transport to vacuole involved in ubiquitin-dependent protein catabolic process via the multivesicular body sorting pathway. Gene Ontology annotation, molecular function: ubiquitin binding; phosphatidylinositol binding. The record is from RefSeq and is a predicted model, not a curated record. Lineage: Eukaryota; Viridiplantae; Streptophyta; Magnoliopsida; Fabales; Fabaceae.